CGCCUCCUCUUCUCCUCCGGCAAAUGCACGAUCAACUCAGCCCCUUACGGCCCUCUCUGGCGCUCCCUCCGCCGCAACCUCGUCUCCGAAAUCGUUUCCCCCACCCGCGUCCGCUCGUUCUCCUGGGUACGCGACUGGGCCCUCCGCCUUCACCUCUCCCGCCUCCGCGCCUCCCGUCCUGUUGUCCAUCUCAUGCCGCAUUGCCGGCUAACCAUUUGCAGCAUCCUCGCUUGCAUUUGUUUCGGAGCCAAAGUGCCGGAGGAGAAGGUGAGGGAAAUAGAGGAGGUGUUGAAGGAUAUAAUGAUGAUGACGACGCCAAAGCUGGCGGAUUUUCUUCCGGCGUUGACG
Messenger RNA from Dendrobium catenatum, 348 nucleotides. RefSeq names its product cytochrome P450 77A3-like. Lineage: Eukaryota; Viridiplantae; Streptophyta; Magnoliopsida; Asparagales; Orchidaceae. The annotation marks the transcript as partial. Gene Ontology annotation, cellular component: membrane. Gene Ontology annotation, molecular function: iron ion binding; oxidoreductase activity, acting on paired donors, with incorporation or reduction of molecular oxygen, NAD(P)H as one donor, and incorporation of one atom of oxygen; heme binding. The record is from RefSeq and is a predicted model, not a curated record. The transcript has a single exon.